Rhipicephalus microplus (southern cattle tick) is the source of this 1848-nucleotide messenger RNA. RefSeq names its product acetylcholine receptor subunit alpha-like 1. Gene Ontology annotation, biological process: monoatomic ion transmembrane transport. Gene Ontology annotation, molecular function: acetylcholine-gated monoatomic cation-selective channel activity; transmembrane signaling receptor activity. The record is from RefSeq and is a predicted model, not a curated record. Lineage: Eukaryota; Metazoa; Arthropoda; Arachnida; Ixodida; Ixodidae. Gene Ontology annotation, cellular component: postsynaptic membrane.
GGGCGGCGAUGGCGUCGUGGCCGUUCCCCGGCGGCCGACGUGGUUCUCCAUCCAUGGCGGGGCCGGCGGAGCUGCUCGUCGCGGCUCUGCUGGCGCUCUGCGCGCCCCACUGCUGCCUGGGGAACCCGGACGCGAAGAGGCUCUACGACGACCUCAUGAGCAGCUACAACCGGCUCAUCCGACCCGUGAGCAACAACUCGGACCGGCUCACCGUGCGCAUGGGGCUCAAGCUCUCCCAACUCAUCGAUGUGAACCUAAAGAACCAGAUUAUGACAACCAACGUAUGGGUCAACCAGGAAUGGUCGGACCACAAGCUCAAGUGGGAUCCGCAGGAGUACGGCGGAGUCACUGAACUAUACGUACCUGCAGAACAAAUCUGGCUCCCUGACAUUGUUCUCUACAACAAUGCUGACGGCAACUACGAGGUGACCAUCAUGACGAAAGCCAUAAUUCACGAGGACGGUCGGGUGGUGUGGAACCCGCCGGCCAUUUACAAGAGCUUCUGCCAGAUCGACGUGCAGUACUUCCCGUUCGACAAGCAGGACUGCUUCAUGAAGUUCGGAUCCUGGACGUACGAUGGAUUCCAGGUGGACCUGAAGCACGUGAGCGAGAUUCCAGACACAAACAUCGUGCCGGUGGGCAUCGACCUGACCGAGUUUUACCUGAGCGUAGAGUGGGACAUCAUGGCCGUGCCGGCCAUGCGGCGAGAGAAGUUUUACUCGUGCUGCGAGCAGCCGUACCCGGACAUCACCUUCAACAUCACGCUACGACGCAAAACGCUCUUCUACACCGUCAACCUCAUCAUCCCCUGCGUCGGCAUCUCCUGCCUAUCCGUCCUGGUCUUCUACCUGCCUUCAGAUUCCGGCGAAAAGGUGUCGCUGUCGAUCUCGAUCAUGCUGUCGCUGACGUUCUUCUUCUUGGUGCUGGCCGAGAUCAUCCCGCCCACGUCGCUGGCCAUGCCGCUACUCGGCAAGUACCUCGUGUUCACCAUGAUACUGGUCACCGUCUCGGUACUUGUGACCAUUGCCGUGCUCAACGUGCACUUCCGGUCGCCGUCGACUCACCGCAUGGCGCCAUGGGUGCGCCGACUCUUCGUGCACCUCAUGCCGCGGCUGCUGCUCAUGCGACCGCCGCAGUACCGCAUAGAAGUGGACGAAGCUUCCUCGUCAUCGGCCAAGUCGGCGCACCAAGGCAACGCGCACGUGGACGAUUCUAUGAUCAUGCCGGAGCCGCUGCUACUGGCACGGCCACAAGGGCUGCGCCAAGCAGACCCCGUGGUUGGAGACCAGCCGCCUGGCGACAUCGAACGAGCAAUCCACAAUGCCAUGUUCAUCGCUCAGCACAUUGAUAACAAUGACGACUUCGAAAGUAUCCGUGAGGAUUGGAAGUACGUUGCCAUGGUCCUGGAUCGGCUCUUUCUUUGGCUCUUCACAAUUGCAUGUGUUGUUGGUACGGCAGGAAUUUUUCUCCAGGCUCCUUCGCUCUACGACCAGACCGAUCCCAUUGAUGUAAAGUUCUCGCAAGUAGCUCGCCGAAUGAAGAAGGACUAUCCCUGGACAGAUGUCUGAAUAUAGCCCGUGCAAAGACAACUGGUUGGACAGCUCACAACGGGACGCAUGAAGCCCUUUAUAAGACCACUCACGUUGCAUCACCGUCUUUACAUACUUAUAGCAUCAACAUGUGACCAACAAAGGCUACGACACUGUCAAGACUGGCAAAUUACUUCCCAUGUCAACUUGACAAGUUCCUUGACUGUCCAAAGCAGGAGACUGCGAAGAUGUCCGACUGUACCUGCUAACAUAUAGUUUUAAGUGAGGAUAAAAACUGACAAAAGCUACAACAAAAGAA